Molecule: messenger RNA, 877 nt
Organism: Oncorhynchus kisutch (coho salmon)
Lineage: Eukaryota; Metazoa; Chordata; Actinopteri; Salmoniformes; Salmonidae
Product: 40S ribosomal protein S7
Exons: 7
Coding region: 253-837 (194 amino acids)
Biological process (GO): translation; ribosomal small subunit biogenesis; rRNA processing
Cellular component (GO): ribosome; cytosolic small ribosomal subunit; 90S preribosome
Molecular function (GO): structural constituent of ribosome
Source: RefSeq, a predicted model, not a curated record
GAUUGAGGUAGGUCAGGAUAAUGCUCCCACUGGUCGGAAUUUCUUGUCAAACUGUUGUAAAUGUGCACAGAAUUUCCUCGUUCUUGUAUCAGAGUUCAUGUAAAACUGUUGAUGCGUUAGAUUAUUAUAUUUAAGGUUUUGGAUGGCCGUUGUGUAAUUAAUUGUAUGAAGUGUUUCAGGAUAGACCUAACAUGAAAACGGAAAGGAGGCAUAGCUGGCGCGUUGAGGCCCAUUUGUUCUUAGACAUAGGCCAUGUUCAGUACCAGCGCCAAAAUCGUGAAGCCCAAUGGCGAAAAGCCAGAUGAGUUCGAGUCUGGAAUAUCCCAGGCUCUCCUGGAGCUGGAGAUGAACUCAGACAUGAAGGCUCAGCUGAGGGAGCUGAACAUCACUGCUGCAAAGGAAAUUGAAGUUGGUGGUAGCAGGAAAGCCAUCAUCAUCUUUGUCCCCGUGCCCCAGCUGAAAUCUUUCCAGAAGAUUCAGGUGCGACUCGUGAGGGAGCUGGAAAAGAAGUUCAGCGGAAAACACGUCGUCUUCGUUGCACAGAGGAGAAUCCUGCCCAAACCAACCAGGAAAAGCCGUAUCAAGAAUAAGCAGAAGCGUCCCAGGAGCCGUACUCUGACUGCCGUGCACGAUGCCAUCCUUGAAGACCUGGUCUUCCCCAGUGAGAUUGUUGGCAAGAGGAUCCGUGUGAAACUGGACAGCAGUCGGCUCAUCAAGGUCCACCUUGACAAGGCUCAGCAGAACAAUGUGGAACACAAAGUUGAGACCUUCUCCGGUGUCUACAAGAAGCUCACAGGCAAAGACGUUGUUUUUGAAUUCCCCGAAUUCCAACUGUAGAGUGCAGAUGACAAAAUAAAUGAGUUUACUCUCAAUGUCA